ACCAUUCCGCCAACGAGAGCCUUGCACCGUUUCUAGACCAUGGAAUUCGCAACUUCCACCUGAUCAAACCACCAAAAUCGACCGGACUGAGGUCCUUGCGACCAGCGCCGCAACAAUGAGCUCUUUGAAGCAGUUCAUUCGCAAUGUGCGCGCCGCCAAAACAAUCGCCGACGAACGUGCCGUGGUACAAAAGGAGAGUGCGGCCAUCCGAGCCAGCUUCAGGGAGGAGAGCCACAACUCGGACUUGCGACGGAAUAAUGUCGCCAAACUUCUGUACCUUUUCACCCUCGGCGAACGGACACAUUUCGGUCAGAUAGAAUGUCUGAAGCUCCUCGCCUCGCCGCGCUUCGCAGACAAGCGUUUGGGAUACCUGGGAACGAUGCUAUUGUUGGACGAGAAUCAGGAGGUCCUAACGCUCGUGACGAACUCCCUGAAGAAUGAUCUCAACCACAGCAACCAAUACAUCGUCGGGCUCGCCCUCUGCACCCUAGGCAACAUCGCCUCGAUCGAAAUGUCCCGAGAUCUCUUCCCGGAAGUCGAAACGAUUCUGUCCUCCUCGAACCCGUACAUUCGACGAAAAGCCGCCUUGUGUGCGAUGCGGAUUUGUCGCAAGGUGCCCGAUCUACAAGAGCACUUUUUGGAUAAAGCGAAGCUGCUGCUCAAUGAUCGAAAUCAUGGCGUACUGUUGAGCGGUCUCACGCUGGUCAUCAGCAUGUGUGAACUGGACGAGGAGGAGGGAGGAGAAAUUGGAGUGGUGGACAUGUUCAGACCGCUUACUGGCAGUCUUGUAAAAGUGCUCAAGGCGCUAUCACAGUCUGGCUAUGCGCCUGAACACGAUGUUACUGGCAUAACGGAUCCUUUCUUGCAGGUCAAGAUCCUACGGUUGCUGAGAGUGCUUGGAAGAGGAGAUGCACAAACGAGCGAACAGAUCAACGACAUUCUGGCUCAGGUCGCUACCAAUACCGAGUCGUCUAAGAAUGUGGGCAAUUCGAUUCUAUAUGAGGCAGUUCUGACGAUUCUGGAGAUCGAGGCCGAUUCUGGACUGCGCGUACUGGGUGUGAACAUUCUCGGAAAGUUCCUGGCGAACAAGGACAACAACAUUCGAUACGUGGCUUUGAACACUCUGAUAAAAGUUGUGGCCAUUGAACCGAAUGCAGUGCAGCGACACCGCAACACCAUUCUGGACUGUCUAAGAGAUCCGGACAUUAGCAUUCGCAGGAGAGCUCUCGAUCUCAGCUUCACACUCAUCAACGAGUCCAACAUUCGAGUAUUGAUACGUGAGCUUCUCGCCUUUCUCGAAGUUGCAGACAACGAGUUCAAGCCUGUCAUGACUUCGCAAAUUGGUGUGGCCGCCGACCGAUUUGCUCCGAACAAGCGUUGGCAUGUCGACACUAUGCUGCGGGUGUUGAAGUUGGCCGGCAACUAUGUCAAAGAGCAGAUUCUAUCAUCCUUCGUGCGGCUGAUCGCGACGACUCCGGACUUGCAGACUUAUUGCGCACAGAAGCUGUAUGCCGCAUUAAAGGAUGACAUCAGUCAAGAGGGACUGAACCUUGCGGGUGCGUGGGUGAUUGGAGAAUACUGUGAUGCCCUCCUCCGAGGCGGGACAUACGAGGAAGAGGAUCUCGUAAAGGAGGUCAAGGAAAGCGAGAUCGUUGAUCUCUUCUCCGCCAUUCUGAACUCGAGCUACUCUGGCCAGAGUGUGACUCAAUACAUCAUUACGGCGGCCAUGAAGUUGACCACACGUCUGCAAGAACCGGCACAAGUCGAUCGCCUACGAAGAUUACUCCUAAGCCGGCAAGCGGAUUUGGAUGUCGAGGUUCAGCAGCGAUCUGUGGAGUAUGGAAAUCUGUUCGGAUACGACGAGGUUCGCCGAGGUGUACUGGAGCGAAUGCCAGCACCAGAAAUUCGAGAAGAACAGAGGGUGCUCGGUGAAGCAACCAAGAAACGACACAGCAAGCCUCCAGCGAAGAAGAAGCCGAGCCAGAUCACCGAGUCGGAUAUGCUCCUCGAUCUUAUGGGAGGCGAUUCCGAUAUGCCAUCCGCUAGCGGGAACGCGACCAACGGCGGGUUGAAUAAUAACGCCGACCUCUUAAACGACAUCAUGGGUGGUGUAUCCUCUUCGGCGCAACAGCCAGCCAGCAGGCAGGCUCAGCCCCAGCAGAGUAACAUGGAUUCCAUCAUGGAUCUAUUUGGUGGUCAGCCGUCCGCACCUCAAUCCUCUGGUGCUCAAUCGUCCUCCAACGACAUUCUUGGCGGCUCACAUCCGCAGCAGCAAGUCCACACUGCAUACAACAAGAACGAUCUGCUACUUACCUUCAUGGUCCAACGGAAUGCUCAAGCGGUGCAGGUGACAGCACACUUCCGGAACACGAAUGAUUUCAGUGCACUGCAAUCGGUCAAUCUCCAGGCUGCUGUUCCGAAGACUCAGAAGCUGCAAUUGCAAGCGAUCAGCUCGUCCGAGCUGGAAGGAGGACAAGAAGCCACCCAACAAAUGCGCGUUACAAGCGUACAAGGUGGUCCUCCAGCAAAAUUGCGAUUGCGGCUCAAGGUUACUUAUGCAAAGGAUGGCGGUGCUCCUGUCACUGAACAAGUCGACUGGUCUGAGUCAACAUAG
This is a messenger RNA of Zymoseptoria tritici IPO323, 2614 nucleotides long. RefSeq lists its product as uncharacterized. The transcript is spliced from 5 exons. The coding region runs from base 116 to 2614 and encodes 832 amino acids. Lineage: Eukaryota; Fungi; Ascomycota; Dothideomycetes; Mycosphaerellales; Mycosphaerellaceae. The record is from RefSeq and is a predicted model, not a curated record. Gene Ontology annotation, biological process: receptor-mediated endocytosis; Golgi to vacuole transport; intracellular protein transport. Gene Ontology annotation, cellular component: Golgi apparatus; AP-1 adaptor complex; membrane coat. Gene Ontology annotation, molecular function: clathrin-cargo adaptor activity.